UCUCUUUCGUUUGCUAUAUUUCUGGUUGGUGUAUUUUUUUGUUUCACAGUUUAGCUGAUAAGUAGGUACACUUUCCAACUAAUACCCUACCUUCUUCUUAAGAUGUAGUAAUAAAAAUAAUUAAAAAUGAAUAAAUUAAUUAAUUAAUAAAGACUUGAAAAGCACUUAUAAGCACAGCCUAUGUAUGUGUUUCAUUCCAUCCCUGCUCUUUGCAGACGCUCCCUAACAUACACAGUCUGCAGUUUGCAGACAAUCCCUAGCAGGCAUAGUCAGUCCUUGCACAGUGCCGGGCUUUAUAAUAACUCCAGUGGGGGAGCCUGACGGUGAAGGACCCCUCUGGAUUGGUGUGCUGAAGGAGGGCUACAAUUUUUUCCCCCCUCAGCAACUUCCCAAUAAGUCUUUUCAUCACAGCGGCACACUUCCUUAGAAUCAGUCACUACCUAGUAACGUCACAUAUGGGGGCAGCUCCAAAGCCGACAGAGGGGGCAGGACUUCAGCAGACUUGAUGGUGGGGGCCGUGUGUGAGAAGAAAAGGAGGAACUCUCUGCUGCUGAUCAGCGUAUGGAGCUGCUGCCGCUCACAGGAAACCAAAGCAUCUCCUUCACAUUCCUCACCGGAAUAUUAGAAGAAAAAAAAUCUCGGUCAGCAAAGUGCAGCCCCUGUAAAAGUGUUGCCUGGAUCCAAUGGACCCACCUGGACCCAUGGUAGGACCAGCCCUGUCAGAGGUUCAUACAGAGAGACGUGGUGGGGACGAUGAGGAGGAGUAUGAUUACGAUAUCAGCGAUGAAGAGUGGAGUCGAGGUAGGGCCAGAACAUCUGUCAAACGUUCCAGAGAUGGAGAAGAACAGGCACAGUGCCGUCUCUGCAAACGGAAAGUAAAGAGAGGCCAGGGCCCGAGUUAUGGAACUACAUCUCUACGUAAGCACAUGGAGCGGCAUCACAAGGCAGAGUGGGACAAUCGAGAUGACCCACAAUGUGAAGAAAACCUUGCACUUGCUGCUGCGGUAACUCCAAAUCUCUCUUAUCUGUCUAGCAGCCAAGCCUCGUCCACAGGCAGUGCAUUAUCUGUCUUGUCAUCAUCACUGUCUUGUCCUACUUUUCUAUCACAUCAGCUAUCUAUGGGGGAAUUUAUGCCAUACAGACAACAUUAUUCACCCAGUCACCCUGUUGUCAUGCGGCUUAAUUCACACCUGGCUAAGUUGUUGGUGGUGCAGGGACUUCCAUACCAUCUUGUUGACUCCAUCGCCUUUAGAGAACUAAUGGGGUGUGCCCAGCCCCGGUGGCGCAUACCCAGUCGCCAUUACUUCUCCAAAAAAGCUGUCCCCGCUUUGCACUAUCAUGUGGAGGAGAGGGUGGGCCACUCCAUGCAGUUGUCGGUGUGCAGCACAGUGCAUGUCACGGUAGAUACUUGGAGUAAUAGCUAUGGCCAGGGCCAAUAUAUGUCUUUUACAGCCCACUGGGUCAACAUCUUGCAGUACGAGGCUCCACCAAAACGAGGCAAGGAAAUUGUAGUGACACCUCCACGGUUAGGCAGAUCUGGUUCAACUUUAGACAACUACCACCUAUCCUCCUCCUCCUCAUCAAGGUCCUCCUCCACUGAAAAUCUCCAGGCCCCCACAGGACAUAGUGUUGCUUACCCUCCUCCCUCCUUUCAUCAGUGCAAAGUCAAGCACUGCCAUGCUGUAUUAAAUCUGCUAAGCCUGGGCGAGAAAAGCCAUACAGCAGAGGAGUUGCUGCCCUGUCUGCAGCAGGAACUUUCACACUGGUUAUCUGCUCGUAAUCUGAGAUUGGGAAAUGUGGUAGCUGAAACCAGCACAAACAUUGUGGCAGCGCUUCGUCUAGGUGGCAUGACACACUCUCCCUGUAUUGCACAUGUGUUAAAUCAUGUUGUAAAACGUUUCUUAAAAAGAUUUGUUGGUCUGAGUGGUGUGCUGGCUAAGUGCAGGAAAGUUUGUGUUCAAUUUAGCCAUUCUUACACCUUUAAGCACGCCCUCCUAGACUUACAGCGCCAAAAUGGUCUUCCCCAACAACGCCUAAUUUGUGAUGCUCCAACACGGUUGAACUCAACCUUACACAUGUUGGACCGUCUGUACCAGCAGCGGAAAGCAGUGACAGAUUACCUAAUGCAGCAGACAGACAACUUCUUUUGGAGCCAGUGUGACUUUCAGCUCUGGCAUUGGCAACUAAUCAGAGACACCUGUCGUGUGCUCAGGCCUUUUGAAGAGGCCACAAGGUUUGUCAGCAGGGACAACAGUGGAAUUAAUGAUGUUAUGCCACUGAUAUUUCUUCUGGAGCAAACACUCGCAGUGAUGAUUGAGCAAGGAGGGAUGGAGGAAGGUUCACAUCUGGCUAGCAGCAGUAUAGAUGGUCUUCUUAAGGAGAAGUUUGAGGAGGAGGAUGAGGAAGUGGUACCUGAGGAGGAGUUAGAGAUGGAAUCUGUUGAAGAAAUAGGGGACAAGGAACCUACACAAGAUGACAGUGAUGAUGAUGAUGACGAUGACCAGCCAUGGCAGUAUGGGACAGAGACAGAACCAGCUAGGCCUUCGGAAAGACUGGCAAAGAUGGCAAGCUGUAUGCUAUCUUGCUUGCGCACUGACAGCCGUAUACUGAGCAUGAAGGAAAGAGAUGAGUACUGGAUAGCCACAUUUUUGGACCCUCGAUAUAAAGCCAAAAUGGGGGAAUUUUUUCCAAGUUCAGAGAGGGAGGCUAAAUUAGAUUUUUAUAAGGACAAGCUAUGCAGCCAGCUUACCACAGCUUUCCAACAGAAAACUCCUGCAGAUCGGGGGUCCAGUCUCCAUUCCACUGCCUCUGCAAGUGCUAUCCCUGCAAAAGGCAGCAGCAGCUGCAGCAUGUUCACGUUGGAGUACAUGAUGACAAAGUUUUUACAUCCAGUAGUGCAACCUGGUAUGAAUCAUCACCAAAGAAAUGUUCACCACCACCUGAACAACCAAGUUGAUGCAUACCUGAGCAGUGCCCUUUCUCUGCCAGACACCAUGAGCCCAGAUCCCAUGGAUUUCUGGGUUACCAGAUUAGACCAUUGGCCAGAACUUGCCCAGUUUGCCAUGGGUGUUCUGUCAUGCCCACCCUCCAGUGUAGCAUCAGAGAGAGUGUUCAACGUUUCUACCCCUAACCGAACAAGACUGUCUGCCAACAAUGUGGAAAAACACACAUUUGUUCAAAUGAAUCAGGAAUGGAUCAGUGAGGAAUUUAAACCUCCUGUGCCAGAUGCCACUGAUUAGACAAUACUACCACCACGCCUGUUGUCCACUGGCUACAACUACCACCAGUCAAGCCUUGCCUACUGUUCACUGGCUACAACUACCACCAGUCCACCACAUACUGCUGUCUGCUGGCUAUCACUAGUCCACUACCACCUGCUGUCUGCUGGCUAUAACUACCACUAGUACACCAGUGCCUGCUGUCCGCUGGGUUUAACGACCACCAGUCCGCAACCCCUGCUGUCCAUUGACUACAACUACCAUUUGUCCACUACCAUCUGUUGUCCGAUGGUUGCAACUACCACUAGUUCACCACCACCUGUUGUCCACUGGCUACAGUUAUCACUAGUCCACCCCCGCCUUCUGUACUCUGGCUACAACUACUACUAGUCCACUACAACCUGCUGUCUGCUGGCUACAACUACCACUACUGCCUGCUGGCUAUAACUACCACUAGUCCACCACCGCCUUCUGUCCGCUGGAUACAUCUUCCACUAGUCCACCACCACCUGCUGUCUGCUGGCUACAACUUCAACUUGUCCACUACCGCCUACUGUCCGGUGGAUACAACUACCACUAGUCCACCACCGUCUGCUGUCCACUGGAUACAACUACCACUAAUUCACCCCUGUCUGCUGUCUACAACAACCACCAGUCCACCACCACCUGCUGUCCACUGACUACAGUUACCAUUAUUCCCCCACUAACUGCUGUCCAUUGUUUACAACUACAACAAGUCCACCACCCCUGCUGUUCACUGGCUACAAUUACCACCAGACAACCAGCUCUGCUACUGCCCACUACUACUGGGCCUACUUACGCUAAGAUCCUAGUCCUGUGUCCUUUACUUUGUGUUUAACUGUACUGCUGCAGUUACUUCUACCACGACCCUUACUUCUGCCACUACCAGGCCAACACAUUCCCAAACCAUGAUCCCCCCCCAAAAAAGGAAUACUUUAUUUCGGCUUAUCAUUUCUACAAAAACUAUUUCUUCUUCACUUUUCAGAACACCAAUCUUGUGUUUCGGAACACUUGGAAAAAGCCAUUGGGGUUUAUUUACUAACGUGAUCCCGACUCUUUUUUGCCGGGUUUUGCGCCCAAAUUGUGCGACACAAUUUGCGACCAAAAAAACCAAAACUCUUCAUUUUACAAGGAAAACCCCCAAAUGGGGCGUGGCCACAUGAUAAAGUGGGCGUGGUCCCGACAGUUUUGUAAAAUCCCAACAUAUUUACUAAGGUUUCCACAGAAAAAGUGUUGUAUUUGAGCUGAGAAAACCCUGACAGAUCAGAACAGUUGUAAAAAAAAGCAAAAUGUAGGGAAAAGUGCAAAAUGUAGGGAAACCUUAGUAAAUACCUUGGGAAAAUACCAGUGGGAAAUCAAAACCCACAAAGAAACCUACACUCCACUCUUAGUAAAUAAACCCCAUUGUGUCUUAACCUGCCAGCCACAAAACUUGUUGCAGCUUUCAAAUAGGGAGAAUUUUUUAAUGCAUUGCUUCUUCAUAAACCUCUGUGUGCAUUUUAACACGAGCAUCUGCCAACAAAAAAAGAGAUACUUUUUUAAUCUUCAUUUAAUUUUAAAAAGCAUACAAAAUCCACCAGAGUAGUGUGUUUUUAAACAAACUGUAAGUCACCAUAGGUUACCGCAUGUUGCUGUAUUUUUGACAUAAAAAAAACACUUUAAAAUGACUUGAAUACAUUCCAAGGUGACCCAAAAGUGUUAUACUUGAGUUUAAAGAGUUACUUAAUGCCAGGUUUGGUUAGAGCUUAUUUGCCACACACCAAAACGUUUUGGAAAUGUUCAGUGAACCUGUAGCACUAAGCUUUUAGAAACUUUGCUUAUCUCUAUUGGAUAUGUUAAUUUGCCUAAGUUGGGUCCAUCUGUUUGAAGCCUUUCUCUGGGGAUUUUUCUAUUGUCUGCCUUGUUUGAUUAUUGGUUGCGGCACAAAAAGCAUUGAUAUAAUCAGAAUUCUUCAUAGAAGAAGAGUUUGUAUCCAAAGGAUAGGGGAUAAGAUGUCUGAUUGAGGGGGUUCCACCGCUGGGGACCCCCGCGAUCUCCCUGCUGCACCUGGCGUUCACUUAGAGUGUCGUUUGCAGUGCCGGAGGCUUGUGAUGUCACGGUCACGCCCCCUCAAUGCAAGUCUAUGGGAGGAACGUCACGCCCCCUCCCAUAGACUUACAUUGAGGGGGCAUGGCCGUGACAUCACAAGCCUCCACCCGCAUCAACAGUCAUCUGGCACGGAGCGAAGUUGCAUCGGAUGUCUGGGGUGCCGCAGCCAAGAUCGCAGGGGUCCCCAGCAGCGGGACCCUUCCAAUCAGACAUCUUAUCCCCAUGCUUUGGAUAGGAUAUAAGAUGUCUAGGGGUGGAGUACCCCUUUAAGUCCCCCUGCGAGGCGUCCUGAUUCCACACCCUUUUCUGCGAUGUUGUUAUAUAUCUCCAAAUUUGUGUCUCAAAAUAUCUGCUAUCUACGCUCUCUGUCUAGUAUUUUGUUUAAAAUUGAAUAAAAAAAAUAAUAAUUAAAAGUUUAAAAAAAAGUUCCUAUUAAAAAACAUAUGUACAUAAUAAAAUAGCUUAAGUAAACACAUAAGUAGUUUCAUUAUUGUUCUAAUGAUAGAUUUUCUGCUGCCACUUGACCUUGAAGCUUCUGGCAAGGUAUUGAAUGGCUAAAUUCCAAUUGAAUCUAGACCUUAUCAAUCCAUUUUUCUGGACGUUCCAAGGGGCUACCUGUCUCUUCCUCUUUCCAGAUGAAUUAAUGAAAAAUACGCAAAAGGUAAAGUAAAGGCACAUUCCGCUGAUUGACAGUUACCCUUUAUUGAUCACAUUGAGUUUGUGUGGCCCAAGUUAUUCCAUACUCCAUACUCUUGCAAAGAAGUGCCAAGCAGACUUGUACUUAAAGGGGUUAUCCAGGAAAAAACUUUUUUUUUAU
Molecule: messenger RNA, 6144 nt
Organism: Hyla sarda
Lineage: Eukaryota; Metazoa; Chordata; Amphibia; Anura; Hylidae
Product: zinc finger BED domain-containing protein 6-like
Exons: 2
Coding region: 684-3239 (851 amino acids)
Molecular function (GO): protein dimerization activity; DNA binding
Source: RefSeq, a predicted model, not a curated record